AAAUACAUUCUGUGGAGUAAAUACCAGAUACAGUCCGAUUCUUUGCUGUAUGUGUUGCUUUCUCAUCUGGUGCAGUUCACUGAAUUUGUUGAACUAGGACCUAGAAGCUGUGAAAGACCUUAAAAGAGAUUAGAUAGAUUUUCCAGGUAUCAAAACUGGUAGUAGGUACACCGCAGGUUUGUCGGAAUAAUCUCGCAGUGUAUAAAUAAUGCUUCCAAAUUUCCGUCAAAUCAAAUGUCAAUUGUCAAAUUUAUAUUCACCGCACCGGUCGCCAAAAACAAAAAUUGUGUACUAAAUAAAUAACAAGAAUUAAACUGCUCCUGUACUUUCACACACUGAAAAAUGGUAGUCGAAAAACCGUCCCAUUCCAACAACCCCCUGGAGCAAUUCGUUCUACUCGCUAAAUCUGCAAAAGGUGCAGCUUGCGUCGAAUUGAUUAAGCAAGUACUGGAAACACCGGGGGUUUAUGUGUUCGGAGAGCUAUUAGAUAUGCCAAAUGUGCAGGAGUUGGCAAUAGGUGUCAAUAGCGCCUGUUGGCAUACUCUCAACUUGUUCGCCUUCGGAACUUACAAACAGUACGUAUCAAACCAAAGCAAUCUGUUAGAGUUAACGCCGGCGCAGAAAAAGAAAUUGCAACAUUUAACGAUAGUUACGCUAGCAACACAGACGAAGUGUAUACCCUACUCUACUUUAUUAAACGAACUCGAAAUUAAGAAUGUUCGGGAUUUAGAAGAUUUAAUUAUUGAAGCAAUUUAUGCGGAUAUAAUCCACGGUAAAUUAGACCAGAAAAAUAGUCAAUUGGAGGUGGAUUACGCGAUAGGGAGAGACAUACAGGCCGCCGAUAUUCGGGUGAUCGUCGACUGCCUACAGAAAUGGUGUACGGCGUGCGAGAAUGUUUUAGUUUGCGUCGAAUCACAAAUUCAUCGCGCGAACGCCGAGAAAAAUCGUAGCGUGCAACGCAAGGCAGACAUCGAACAAGAGAUUGUAAAUAUUAAGAAAACUCUAAAAACCCAGCUGCAAGAACGCGCCGAAGGAUCCGAUGAGGUAAUGACGACUGACGGUCGUGAGGCGACGGCUAGCGGCGAUAAAGGAAAGAAGACAUCAAAAAUAAAAGGUAUUCGAGCCGGGGGUAAAUUUUGGUUAAAGUCGUAAAGUAACUUUUACUAACUCCAUACUUUCUUCAUAAAGAAAAGCUGAGGUAGCAGUAAGUGAUGUUUGUAAUUAGAUGUUAGCUGUCUUACGGCAUCAGUGUUUCUUUCUUUGCAUAGUACACAUUUGUAUUAGCUUUCAAAAUAACUAACGUUUCUAAAUACAUAACAGUUUAAUCUUGA
Messenger RNA from Photinus pyralis (common eastern firefly), 1331 nucleotides. RefSeq names its product COP9 signalosome complex subunit 7b (gene CSN7). Gene Ontology annotation, biological process: COP9 signalosome assembly. Bases 343 to 1152 code for a protein of 269 amino acids. The record is from RefSeq and is a predicted model, not a curated record. The transcript has 4 exons. Gene Ontology annotation, cellular component: COP9 signalosome. Lineage: Eukaryota; Metazoa; Arthropoda; Insecta; Coleoptera; Lampyridae.